UCGGAAAUUCACACAUCGAGUAAAAUCAGUGUCAAUGGCUAAAUUUAAUGCAGAAGAAGUUAGUGCUCCUCAAGCUGGGGGGAAAUGAGAGAGCAAGGGAAAUUUACUUCAAAGAGUGGGAACCACAGCUUCAUUCUUUUCCAGAUAGAAGUAAUCAGAAUAAACUUCGGGAUUUUAUUAAGCGUGUCUAUGUGGAUAGAAAAUUUACUGGGGAGAGAAGUAUGGGCAGGCUUGCAAUGGUGAAAGGAGGUGACAGGGAGGACUCCUCUGAGUGGCAUUCUAUUGAAAGACCUGGUCCCGGAGGAAGGAUUGAGGACAGAAGUUUAAAAUAUUAUAUUAAUGAAAGAGGAAGUCCCCACCACAAACUAGACACUAUCAGAUCUUUAGGCCACAGGAAUCAUCCUGUUAACUUUGAGAUAGUUGAUGACAGGUUUCGAGAUGAUCGAUUUGGAAGUCGUAGGCAAUCUGAAAUCCAUAGGGUUUCCAAUGAACAGUCCAGGGCAAGGAGCGUGCCACCAGUUUCUCAAAAAGGCAGGCAGAAGAUCAGUCCGCCAGAAGUGCACCCUGUCUGGGAUACUUUGAGUGAGAAUGGUUCCUCUCUUCAGUCAUGUACGUCAUCACUUGUGUUGAAUGCUCAAGGUCCUUCAAGUGCUUCUGCCAAAGAAUUGUCUCAAGCUAGCUCCAAAGUGGCCCAAGAUAAUAACUCUGGUGCUGGGUCUCAAGCUCUUCAGGUGGAAGCAAAGCCUAGUGAGAGGAAGGAACUUCCAGCUGUAAUAACAAUUUUGUAUUGUACACUUUCUUUUAUUUUAUGGUAUAUUUGCCAAUGUUUUCUAAAUUAUAUGAAUUGAAUUCUCCAGUACCUCUUCACUUCAAGAUUUUCACCAUUCACUUGUACAAAAGAUGACACAUGCAGUUAUAUAUUCAUAAGUAACCCUG
Molecule: messenger RNA, 936 nt
Organism: Camellia sinensis
Lineage: Eukaryota; Viridiplantae; Streptophyta; Magnoliopsida; Ericales; Theaceae
Source: RefSeq, a predicted model, not a curated record